Molecule: messenger RNA, 13471 nt
Organism: Hemicordylus capensis (graceful crag lizard)
Lineage: Eukaryota; Metazoa; Chordata; Lepidosauria; Squamata; Cordylidae
Gene: NACC1
Product: nucleus accumbens associated 1
Exons: 7
Coding region: 740-2308 (522 amino acids)
Biological process (GO): regulation of transcription by RNA polymerase II
Molecular function (GO): protein binding; DNA-binding transcription factor activity, RNA polymerase II-specific; RNA polymerase II cis-regulatory region sequence-specific DNA binding
Source: RefSeq, a predicted model, not a curated record
UUUAGUUGGGGGAGUGGGGAGGAGGGCUCCAAAACUUUGUGAAACGUAAGCAAUUUAAGACACACAUUAGGAAGAAUCUUUUCGCCAUCUAGACGCCCUUUCUUUUAAACAUUCUUCAGACGGAGUUUUUAAUUGUGUGUCGUCCGACUGGGAGAUUUAGUUCCCUGGGCUCUGCACCGAUCUUCUCUUCUCCCGCCCUCCCCAGAAAGCAGCAAAGUUGUUUCCAGCUCAGAGAACAAAGUCAGGCAGGCUGGCAAGUUCAGAAGCAAACAUUUCCCACUUCCAAGAGGCACAGUGGGCGGGGGAAAAGGAGGUAGCAGCUAGCUCGGAGCUCAGCUAGCCAGGCCUGUGGGAGUACAGAGAUAGAGGCCUGGCAUGGCUAUGCAUCGCAUUGCAUUACACGGGCGGGCAGGCUGGUGCUCUUGCAUCCAGUAGCUCGGCUCUCUGCUGAGCCUGCCUAGGCUGACAAUGAAUGGCUGCUGCUAGUGCUGCUUGGAGGGCUAGGGGAGCAGAGCCCCUCCAUUGACCGAGAUCUUCCCCCCCUUCUCUUUGCACAGGCCUGCUUGACAGCUGUUGGGAGAGCCCUGGCAGAUAACAAGCUGAUGAACUUUGAUCUCCCUCUCUUGGAACAGUAGCAGUGACACACACAUACGAUAGAUGGCACCGUUUGUCACCAUGUCUGCAAGAAGACCAAGAAGUAAGCAAAGAACACACCCAUUCAAGUGAGGAGAAGGAGAGGAUGGCUCAGAUUCUCCAGAUGGAGAUCCCCAACUUCGGUAACAGCAUCCUGGAGUGCCUGAAUGAGCAGCGGUUGCAGGGUCUGUACUGUGAUGUCUCAGUGGUGGUGAAAGGCCAUGCUUUCAAGGCACACCGAGCUGUGCUGGCUGCCAGCAGCUGCUACUUCCGGGACCUUUUCAACAACAGCAAGAGUACAGUGGUGGAGCUUCCUGCUGCUGUACAACCUCAGUCCUUCCAGCAGAUCCUCAGCUUCUGCUACACUGGCCGCCUCAGCAUGAAUGUGGGCGACCAGUUCCUGCUGAUGUACACAGCAGGCUUCCUACAGAUCCAGGAGAUUAUGGAGAAGGGGACUGAGUUCUUCCUGAAGGUCAGCUCACCCAGCUGUGACUCCCAAGGCUUGCACGCUGAAGAGGCACCAUCAUCUGAGCCACAGAGCCCUGUGGCACAGACGUCCACUUGGCCCUCAGGCAACACGCCGCUACCCCUGGUCUCUCGUGUAAAGACGGAGCAGCAGGACUCGGACUCUGUCCAGUGCACAUUUGUGGUUAAGCGGCUCUGGGAAAGCAGCCAGAAAGAAGGGGGAGGAGGAGGCGGUGGUGGCAGCAAUGGCAGCCGCAAAAUGGCCAAGAUCUCCUCCCAGCAGGAGCUGAGUGGGGGUAACCGGCAGGCCCAACAGCAAGUCCAGCAGCAGCAGCAGCAGCAGGCCCAGCAGCAGGGGGCACUAUCUGGAGGGGCAGGCGUGGUCAGCGGCCCCAGUACAUCAGACCAGACAAGCCCUGGCACUUCCAGUGCCUACACCAGUGACAGCCCCAGUUCCUACCACAACGAAGAAGAUGAAGAGGAGGAUGCUCCUGAGGAAGGCUCCGACGAGCAGUACCGGCAGAUCUGCAACAUGUAUACCAUGUACAGCAUGAUGAAUGUAGGACAGACGGCAGAAAAAGUGGAAGCUCUGCCAGAUCAGGUGGCAUCAGAGUCUCGCAACCGGAUACGGGUGCGGCAGGAUCUGGCUUCUCUGCCUGCCGAACUCAUCAACCAGAUCGGGAAUCGGUGCCAUCCCAAGUUAUACGAUGAGGGUGACCCAGCUGAGAAGCUGGAACUUGUGACAGGUACCAACGUAUAUAUCUCUCGGGCCCAGCUGAUGAAUUGUCAUGUCAGUGCUGGGACACGGCACAAAGUGCUUCUCAGACGGCUGCUAGCAUCCUUCUUUGACCGGAACACCCUUGCCAACAGUUGCGGCACUGGAAUCCGCUCCUCCACCAACGACCCUAGCCGGAAACCCCUCGACAGCAGGGUGCUUCAUGCUGUGAAGUUUUAUUGCCAGAACUUUGCCCCCAACUUCAAGGAGAGCGAAAUGAAUGCUAUUGCUGCUGACAUGUGCACAAACGCGCGGCGCGUUGUCCGCAAGAGCUGGAUCCCCAAAUUGAAACUACUGAUGGCUGAAGGUGACACCUACACAACCUUCAUCAACGACACUGGCAAGAUGGAGCCAGACAUCAUGGGGGUGGAGCACAGCUUUGAGACGAGCAGCCAUGACGGUGACACAGGCACCUCCACUGAGGGCCUCCAGUAAAACGUGCCCACCUCUCUUUUUCCAGUCGAUGGUUUUUAUUUCCUAAUUUGAUUUUUGUAGGAUCGUUUUCCACCUUUUUCAUUUCCUUUUUUUUUUUUUGUUGGUUUGUUUUUGUUUUGGCAGAGGGGAAAGAAUGCAUUGUGCCGUCUCCUUUAAAAAAAAAUUAAACAUGGGCCUUGAUUUCUCAGGCACCACAGGUAGUACAAGCUCAGAGGGGAGUUCCUAAUUACUGCUCCGUUGGCAGUUCUGGCUAGCAUUUUCUCCCUGCUCCCCUCUGUCCUUGUGCUAUUAAUUGUUUUUAGAUAUAUUUUUUAGUAGAAAAUUUUAAAAAACCAAAUCCAUUUUGCAGCUGGAGGUCAUGAUCCAGGGAAGUAUUGUCCCAGAGCACAGCCCCUUUCUUAAUCAAGUCUGGUUCUCCCCAGGCAUGGCUUUUAACUCAGAUUGGUCGUCAUUUCCUCAGGCCCAUACCAGAGAGUAGAAAAAGCAUUGUGCCAUGAUAAACUCAAGCAGGGAAGGAACUGAAUCACAGUGUUGUUGGUCAUGUCCUCCUCACCCUUGUCAGCUCCUCUCCUGCCCUUCCCCCCUCUAACUUAGGUACAUUUGGGUCUUGCACAGCAAGGUGGUUCCUCUCCUGCCAUUCCCAGUAUCCUCCACAUCCCCCGCUCCAGAUGUUCAUGCCUUUUGAAGCUACGCACCUUCCACACUCAGUGGCAGCCCUUUGUUUGUCCUAUAGGUUGGGACCACUCUGGCCUUCUAAACUGAUGGCCUGUAGGACAAAGCAGCCCUCAGAUAUUUUGAGUGAAGGACAUUGAAGUUUUCCAGGCGCCAUUUUGUAGUUGCUUCAUUAUGGUUACAGCUGUGGGAAAUUGCUCCUCCCAGCUUUUUUCCUGACUUUUGGCCUUUCAAUGCAUGAAAUAAGUCUUUAAAAAGUUGUACUUUUAGACAGUCCUGAAAAGAGCAGCUUGGAAUAUUGGGGGAGUUAGGAACAGCUGUGUAAAAAACUAAGUGGGAGCUGGAGGUGUGGCUACCUGCCUGUGGGUUGCCUUUCGGAGUGUCGGCUCUGCCCAUUCCACACCUGGGAGUACCUCUGCAGUCCUCUUUCCUUUGGCGUAUAGUUCUCUUCUGGUCACUAGCUAGCUUGCUGGUGUUUUCUCUUACCUUCACCUUUUUUCACUCUUUAAUUUUUUUUAAAUUUUUUAUUUUUUAAACUCUGUAUGGGUGCUUAUUUGUAUUUGCACAAGCUUGCAGACCCACCAGCCAUAACAUCUGUGGGGUGGUUGUAUGGGGGGUGGGGGAGCAGAUUGGGAGUUGCUUUAUCUCUGGCUUCUUCCCCAAGCAGGUGGGCUUUAUGUUCCUCCCCACAACUUUAUAAUAUAUGUUCCUGUAGAGUAUUGGCGCAAAUGCACAUUUGCACAAGCCGGCAAACACACUUGAGUUGCUGGGCAUUCCUUCUAUAGCCAUAAUAUCUCUGAGUCAUUGUCUUGGUUUUGACUGUGCUUCCCAUUUAGGUGGGUGGUAGCCUUAUACUUUGCUGGGUGUCUGCUCUGUAACCAUUUGUGUAUAUUUUUAAAAUUAAUUUUUUUUUAGGAAUAUUUGUGCUCUUUCACCUUUUUGCAUGCAUAUGGGAAAGCAUAUGGCAGAAGUAAAAUCUCUGUUUUCAUGGCUGUAGCCUUUCUCUGAGAACCUCUUGCUCACUUUUACUCUUACUACCCACAAAAUGAGAGGCAGAAGCAGGUGACUUCAAAAUGGUGAUGUAGGACCUGUUCCCGUGAGGCCAUUUUGAUAGCCCCUUCUGGACAUGAAUGGUGCUCAAGCAGAAAAGGAAAAUGACCAAGAACAAAACAAAAAAGGAAAAUGGCAAGCAAAAGAAAGCCCCCAAAGCCAAGAUUUUACUGCCAGGCAGGUAUGCGUUCUAGGGCAUGCAAAAGGGUACUAAAAAGUUAAUACAAGCAAGUGUGGAGCAGAAACCCAGGGAAGUAACUUGGCUAUCACCUGCUCAAAGGUGAAGCACAGUCAAAACCCUUUUCCAGUCUGAGUAUUUGGAUGGUGGAGCAGUGAGGGUGAUUUCAAUACCAACCCUUUCUACCACCUCAACUAGGUUGCCACAAACAAACAUGGUGAGGCUGAGACUCAGGCUCUGAAGGAAGGGGCAAAGCCAAGAGAAAAAGCAUCACUUCUUUGUUCCUAAGAGUACCACAAGCCACCCAGUAUGUGAGGAUGUUGCAGUGCAGCCCCCAGGUCUUUGAACCAGGGAAAGGCUAAGCCUGUUGGACUCUUAAGACCCAUGUCUUUGUCAGGGGUUAUAACUUUGGCCAAGCUCCCCUCUUCAGCAACAGGUAACUAAUCACAAUGUGAACCUUCACGUCUUCCCUUCCACCCCAGCUUCAUGUUGGUUUUGUAUUCAUGAUGCUUCCAGGUGGUGUUGAUGCAGAGCGAACAGCUCCCAUACUUGGGCUCAUAGGUUCUGCUUCCAUUUUGGGAUAAGAAGUGAGUAGGGCAAACUAGGAACAUGGAAUGCUUGAGUUCUAGUUUGGCUGGGUGACCUGAGGGAAUCUCCUUUCUCUCCUUUUCCAUCUCUCUUUGUAUGGUUCAGAUAACAGCUCUUAAACAUAUAGGGGAAUUUUUCUCAGAAUUUUUUUUUUCUUAGAAAUCUUUGAAAAAAUGAACUGGUUAUUCUGAUUGGAAAGGAAAACUUAUAUUCCUCCUGACAAACACAGAUCUUCUAGAAAUAUUCUUCUUGCCCUCAUGUUCAUCAUUGCAUCAAAGACUUCCUUAGCCUUCCUUUGAGCAAGUCAAAACAAACUGUUCUCCCAAAUUGCAGAAGGAGGCUGUGGGCAGCAGUCUUUUAAAUAAAGGAAAUCAAAACAUUUUUGAAGAUAGAAACCCUUGUCUUUGAAUGUCCAUGGAAAUAAAUUCAAGAAGAGUAGCUGUGUUAAAUCUCUAGUAGCAAAAAGAUGACAAAUCAGUGUAGCACCUUAAAGACUGAUUUAUUAUUUUAAAUCAGGCUGUUAAUUGCUGUCAGAGAGCAUCAUGUGUAGAAGGCCCUUCUCUGGAAACAAAUCCAAUCUGGAAAGUGUCCUUUUUCUCUAAUGGAAGUUUCACGCAGUUGCUGAUCAGGUCUCUGUUGUUGUUUGUGAAGGGAAAGUGACUCUCCUAGAGGCCCAAUUGCCUCCAUCGAAAUAAAGCUCUUAUAAAAAUAAUCUUUUAUGAGCUGCUCUAGUGGGUAGGACCAACUGCUCUGGGUAUGUUUCAGUUAGGGUUGCAACCUUUAGAUUCGGCCAGGUUUGUUAAGGAGCACGGAUAGGAGAGGAUCAGUGGCAGAAAUAGAAUAUUUGUGCUUACAAAAUGGGCUCAAAGUCAGCCCUGCAUAUAGAAGGCUCUUUGUUUAUUUGCGGAUGUGUGAAUGCCUCUCCUUAGGCACACUGGUAGCUAGUCUGUAUAUAUCAAGGGCAGACUAUUUUCAUUUGUCACAGAGAGGCCAGAGAACACCCUGUUCAUUUGCUGUUGUGAUACAGGAGGAAUGUAUCUUGUAGAGGCCAUUUCACAUUUUAGUCCAAAUCUAGGUUUGCUUCUUAACUAACUCCGCUUGUAUUCCUGAGCUCUGUAUCUGAUGACACAGCAAAUGCACUUUGGAACUCAGCCUCUCAGUCAGCUCUUCCCUCAGGUAACUUAGCGAAAUAGUUACCCACCAUCCACCUGAGUUCAUCAGUAUUAUCUGAAAAGGAACAGAACAUCUGAAUUUGAAAAUGUGAGAAGACUUACAAUAUUUUGUAUGUCCUGUACACAUUCAAUGCAUUGCUUAAUCCCAAAAUGGUUGAUUUUGACUUUGGGGCAUGCUACUUUCCCCCCUUUGGUCAAGAUAGUUGGCAGUUCUAGUUUGUUUGGUUUGGGGGUUGUUGUUUUUUUAGAGUUCUUUGGCACGAAGAGCAGGCCACUUAAUUUUCUAAUUAGGGCCACUGGAGGGAGACAGAGACAGACACAUAUGCUAAUAUAUUCAAAGAGAUAUACAUAAGUGGACAUUUUGCAGAGAAGGCUUACUUUACAGGAGAUUGUGAUCUCAGCAAACGAGGCUGGCUGCAGAAUAUUCCCCCCACUUUCUGGUCCAGGGGAAUUGUGCUUGCUGUGAAAUGUUUUUACUAUAGGGCUAGUAAUAAUCUGAUCUUACUCUAGAUCAAUGUACAUUACAAACCUAAUGUAAUGAGUUAUACCAUACCUGCCAACAUGUCCCGAUUUUCCUAUUCAGGUAAAUGGGAAAAUAAGGACAUGUUGGCAGGUGUGGUUAUACUGGUUUAAAUAUCAUGACUUUCCUAAGGAAUGCUGGGCAUUGUAGUUUUGUGAGGAUGCGGAGAAUGUUCUUUCCUCAGUGCUUCCAGAAUUAUAGCACCAUUGGAUCCUUUGACAGAAAGGGUCUUGAUAAACUGGGCUAAUUAAUUUUGCAGUGCAGCCAUGCCUUGACUGGUGAUUAGAGGCCCUUCCAGUUGGAGGGCUUUUUUUGCACUUACUCCUGUCAGUUUCCAGACUGAGCUGCAUGCAAAAGAGCAAAGCUUCCAUAUGCUGCAGUUCUGCUGGGUUUCUUUGGUGAACUCAUUUUGCUAUUUUCCAGCCACACCUGGGGGCUGGAAAGUUGCCAGUUGAUUGUACCUCCCACUGUCCCCACGUCCCCACUGAGACUUUUUAAAUGCUAAUGUUCUGCACAUUACGUGUCUCCAGGUUCUCUGAACAUUGUUGCUGAUCAUUAGUUAAUCACUUCCUGAAAUCCCACAGAUCACUCCCCCUUCCCUUCAACAUGCAAUCCUAUUCACGCUUUCCUGGGAGUAAGCACUAGAGUGACUUACUUCCAAGUAAACAUACAUAGAUGGUGCUGCUGAAACCAUUUCCUCCUUUUUAUUUUUUAAAUGUUUAUGUUGAAUUGCUGCUCACGUGCUCUUUCAAUUACUGGAGGGGGCAGGGAGAAUGAUAUAGCAUAACAUCGUAAUAGCACUAAAACAAUUCUCUAGACUACUAAAAUAAUUCUUUUGACUAAAAUAUGAAAUAACUAAAAUGUCUGUAACGUUUUUAUUUCUUGACAGAACUUGACAGAAUUCAGGUAUCAUAGCUCCUCUUGCAGGCACUGUAUCACCAAAAUUCCAGGCAGAUAGGUACAAGAGGUUCUGUAGAGAUAAAGCUUGAUGUUUGAUGGCCCACAUACUGUGCAGUGCCCCACAUAUGACUUCUGCAUCGCUCGUGCUGCUGCAAGCAUUAACAAGAAUCAAUGGAGCUGCACAAGAGCACUGUUCUGCAAAUGCCUAAAAUUGUGCAAACUCCGUUGUUCAACGCGAUGUCCAUUAGAAACAAAGGAGGUUUGUGGGCUGCUGUCAUCCCCUCUCAUAAUUUGUUCUUUUCUUUGCAGAAUGGGCUGAAACUUUCAUGCAUGGUAGAACUUUCUGAGGCCUUGAUUCCCCCUGCCCCAAAUUUCAGGGGGAGAAAUAGCUCCAGGAGGCACUUACAUGCGAGCACUUUACAGUUUUGAGGCUUGCCUUUUUUGUGUUUAAUGAUCAGAGCAUUUGGGACAAUGUUUUCAAUGUACAGCCCUAUUUUUUUCCCCAAAGGUCAUGGUUCUCUUCUCCCUGCACUUGGGAGGAAGUCCCACGAACAGCAGUGAGGCUUACAUCUGAAAAACAUGAAAGGGAGUGGGCUCUUGUUUUUAAAAAGUGAGGGGUGAAAUAGUGAUAAAACUGGCCUCAUUUCUUAAAAAAAAAAAAAAACUGCAAGGGGCAAUGGCCGGUGGUAAUAUAGCACAGUGGCAAUGACUAGCUCAGGUGUGGAAGUGGACGGGCAUGCCCUUCAGAGCCAAACCUCCACUACGUUGCCUCCUAUGUGGAAAACCACUCAUCUUCAAGUUGUGCAAUGAUCCAUCUACAUCUUUUAUCAUCACACGUUGUUCUGCUAGCAUUUACAAAUCAAAAUGAAUGAGAUCUGAAAAGAAAUGAGAGUUUUACUGGAGUAGUGCAAAUUCCACAAGGGAUGAGGAGAAGGUCUCAUUGACACUCCAUAAGAUCUCCCAUAAUAAUCAACAACAAAUAUUUAUAUACCACUUUUCAACAGGAGUUUCCAAAGUGGUUUACACAGAGAAAUAAUAAAUAAAUAAGAUGGAACCCUAUCCCCAAAGGGCUCACAAUCUAAAAAGAAACAUAAGACAGACACCAGCAAGAGUCACUGGAGGUCCUGUGCUGGGGGUGGAUAGGGCCAGUUACUCUUCCCCUGCUAAAUAAAGAGAAUCACCACGUUAAAAGGUGCCUCUUUGCCAAGUCUGCAGGGUGCCUGACAUCCUGAUUAGAUGGAAGUCCUACUGAAACUAUGUAGUCCUCUAGAGUAACUUCUGAGUGGUUCUAUAGAGUAAUUUAGUCUGGGUGCCAGCCAGUAUUCAUGAUGGAAUAAAUGACUGUCUGAAAGGGCCUUAUGUCAGCAUUUGUACUAUAUUUGGGAGAAAUUGAUUACAUAUGGCUGAGAUCUGAAAACAGGAAAGUUUGCACACUGGCAGUUUCAGACGUAACACUACAUUUUCACUUCCAGGUCCUUUUUCUCCUUCCCCACUAUCUUUUUAUAGGAAGGUGUUCUUUUGUUGUCAGCAGAGGUGCAUCUAGGUAAUUUUGGAGCCUGGAUCUAAAGGCCUUUGGAGCCCCCCCCCCCCCCCCCGCUCCCCUGGAAUGUUGUCAGCCACUAGUUUCCCCUACUUUUUCUAUUGCUUGUAUGAUCAUUUAUAGAAUUAAACCCAUUCCUUUCACUCUUGAUUGUGUUUCUCCCUGAAGAAGAUGAAAUGAUAGAAAAGCAAUAUUUUUAAAAAGAAAAAUCAUAGACAUUUACUUGAUACCAAAUAGGGGUGUGUGUACAGUUGAUUAUUCUCUUAUACUAAAUAAACCUUAGUCAUGCUCCAGUUAAGAACAGGGCGAGUAAUGCAUGAGAAGAAGUUGUUUUUUUAAAAACACUCUGUGUGUGUGUGUGUGUGUGUGCGCGCGUGCGUGUGCGUGUGCUUGUGCACAUGUGUGCGCAUCCUGCAAACGUUUCUCGUCUAAUUUCUCAAAGAGUUCUAGGAGAAAAAUCCAAUGACCUCUUGCUUGAGAGCUGGCUUUUUCAAGUCAUGGAAAAUAUAAGCAUUGACAACAAAGCAAAAUCCAUUAACUUAAUUGGCAGACAUUUGUCAUCCCACUCCAGCAAGAGGUACAGUAUCCCUGAAAGCUUAUAUAUGAAUGCCAGUGUGAAUGCACAUCUGCAUCACAGUGCUCAUCUGAGCCCUGUUGAGCUGGCUGGACAGGUGUUUUAAGGCAAAUAGAAAUCACAUCUCUAGCCACCAUUUCUUACAGGCUACCAGUUGAACAUAGCUUCAAUCACAUCAGGCCCAAGUCCUUCUCCCUGCCCUAAUGCUGUGUCCAUGUCUCAGGUGACACAGAACAUCUUAACUGGCAGUCCAAUUGAACUCAUUAGAACCUACUUCUGAGUAGACUUGCAUGGAAUUACAUUACCAGGCAAUCGUCAGUGUUGCAUUGGCUGACUGAUGUUUAUAUUCCUCUCUUCCUUCCCCACUCUAACCCAGAACCUCUCCCACUGUGUUGAAAAAGUUCUGAAUUGAACAGGUCCAAAACCUCUUAUGCCAGAAUUGGAAUUUCUAACUUCGUUCUUUUUAUACAGCAAAACAGGCAAGGUGAACAAGUAGAAAUGGUGUGGCUUAUAUUUGCUCUGGAGGUUAGGAACAUAGGAAACUGCCAUAUACUGAGUCAGACCAUUUGUCUAUCUAGCUCAGUAUUGUCUUCACAGACUGGCAGCAGCUUCUCCAAGGUUGCAGGCAGGUAUCUCUCUCAGCCCCAUCUUGGAGAAGCCAGGGAGGGAACUUGGAACCUUCUGCUCUUCCCAGAGCGGCUUCAUCCCCUGAGGGGAAUAUCUUGCAGUGCUCACACUUCUAGUCUCCCAUUCAGAUGCAACCAGGGCAGACCCUGCUUAGCUAUGGGGACAAGUCAUGCUUGCUACCACAAGACCAGCUCUCCUCUCCAGACCAGCUCUCCUGGUCUGGAGAGGUUGUGGUGAAAUUUUAAAAGACAAAUGUGGAGUUAGAGGGUUAGAAUGUCUUAAUAUGCCCCUCCUCACAGAUCUGUGCAUACAUUCUCACACACAAAUCUCUCUAAUCCCUUAUCACCAGAUUGUCAUCAGAAGAGUCUCUGUUAGGCUUGGGGGGUACUCUCUUAUCUCAUCUAGCAUGCUCCAGCAAAGUUGCCUGGACCUUUUCUCUCAAACAAACAAAAAAGACUUUUUUUCCAGAGGUAUACACUGGAUUAUGUUAAAGUAGGGACAGACUCAGAAUCCCCCCACCCACCCACCAUGAUUUUGAGAGGGUUUUUGGAAAGGAAAAUCAUUUGGAGCAACAGGAAACGUUUCAGAUUCUACUCUAGAUUGACUGAUGGAUCAAUAAUCCUUCCUAACUGUCCCUCCUUCCCAUAUGAAAGGUUCACUCAAUGAAGGAUCCUUGUUGACUAUUUUUUACCUUCCAGCUGCACUGCUGGGAUGUUGGCAGCUGAGGAUCACGUAAUGUUUAGGUGUACUUCUGUAGAAUGUAACGUAUGCCUGCAACAAGUGGAUACCUUCCAUCAUCUGUAUGAAGUCACACGUACCACUGAGCUGGGAUUGACUCUGCCAUCCUGCUGCAUGUACACAUAGUGGCAAACCUGUUCGGCCACUAUAACAUGAAAAGUGACCUUGCCUAUUUGCUUUGUUUUUACUGGCUGUACUAUGAUUUCAUAUCUUGCCUUUCUCCUCUUCCCCCUCUCCCCCGGUACCCAAGUGAUACAAAACUCAGAAUAGCAUCAAACUGUCUUGAUACCAUUAUCUUGUCUUGCAAGGAAAAGAAUGGACUUGACAUCUGGAUUGGGAUGUCUAAUUAGGGCAGUUAUAAGACAGUACAUUCCUGUUUGAAUGUUGGUUAUUUUAAUCCAGCUCGGUUACUUCCCACAUUCAUGUUCAUUACAAUUCAGUUUCAGGCAGUGAUCAUUUUAUGCUUCAUCUGAGUGUUGCAAAUGUUAAGGCAAUGGAGCUGGUGAGGGAGAGCGUGUAAAAUUCAAACACCCAAAUCAGCUCUGCAUUUGACCAAGAAUGAUUGCCAUAUAGAUUUCUGUCCCAGCCACUCAAGUUCCCUAUUCAUGAAGUUAAACUUUGCAAACAACACCAUUUAAUCUCCUAUCGGUGUCAUCUGGAAACGUGCAGCAAGCAUUCCGUGAAACCUAACAUUCAUUUUGUAAACUGAUCUAAGUACAUAACCUACAGAUCCUGGCUCCCAGUCUUCUUACCUAACUUAAAGUUGUUUACAUUGGGAAGAGUGUGUGCACAUAUAUUGCAGCUAUAUGUCUCUGCCCCACAUCAGACUUUGCUUUGUGGCCCCAGCAUUUGUUAAUGUGUGAAAGGAAAGGAGGAGCAAGCCAGUUACUAGUUGAUGCAGCUUAUUGCUACCUAGGGGACAUGGGUUAGAAAGAUGGCGCCUCUGUUAGAUCCCUCAGUGAAUGAAAUACAUUUCAGCAUCUUCUGUCCCAUUGCUUUGCACUGACUACUUUCCCACCACACAUGUACAUGGUUUCUGCUUCUUCAAAGACUAUCUCUGAAAGCCUGCUUUGAAGCAGAGGAGAGGAGUAUUUAAAAGGCUAGUGAUGUUUCACUGCAUGUUGUUUGGUAGCAUUGUGGUGAAUACUGACCUCUUGGUGGCUGGGGAAGGGGAAGUGUGGAGUUCUGUAGUCACAGUCGCAUCUGAGGGGGAAGAGCAGCCAUUUUAUUCAGAUUCCUGAGGUAUUGGACUUAACAUUUCCCCUUAAGAAGGGGAAAGUGAGAUACUGUUUUUAAGUGGAAUCGCGAAAAGAGAAGAUAUACCAUCCUUCUCAUAUUUAUAUAUCCCUAGAAGGCAGUUUGUAUGAAGAGCCCCUUCCGAUUGGUGCCAGGACAGCCCAGAGAAACUGGCAGAGUGACUCUCAUGUGGUUAAACUUAGUUGAGCAAAUCUGUUUACAUUGGAGCAGACUAGAAUAGUCGCUAGCAUUGUGUCUGUGGCUGAUAUUUCUUUUUCUCAGCAGUCUUGAUGGCCUUAGGAACUGGACAAGACUGUACUAGGGUUGGCUUUCUUCCCAGGCCUGGCUGCUUUGAAAGAGCUGGUCAGAGUGUCUAUUAACCUUGAAACUGAAACUGCUAGACAGAAGAUUCUUUCUCUGAAAAAUUCUAACCUUUUUUGCUGUGUAUCAGAGGUCUGGGAUCUCUUCCAAGGCAGGGCUGCCAGAUCAAAUUUUUUAAAACAAAGGAAUGCUAGAAGAGGAAUGUCUGGAAUAAGGAUUGGGUUCUGUGGCUAUGCUGUUCUAGAAUAAGAGGCACGGCGGGGGGAAUCAAGGGCCACGUAACCCUCUGAGGCACCUCGUAGCUGGGUUGUAGAUGGAUAGGGGAAACCAACACAAGCCUGAUGCCCAAAUUCAAGUCCUAGAUUAGAACAUCUCUUUGAAGACCAUCUAGACUGCUCAAAAUGGUCUGAUCCUUCUUUGCUGAGGUCCAACCAACCAGCUAAGGCAUUAUCCCAAAUGACAAAGUUGCAUCUGUUGGAGAGGGGAAUAACUCCAGGGUGGGGGAAGAGAGUGAGGCCUUCUUGUGUCUUUUGUUGUAUCCACUUUUUUUGUCAUCUUUCAUUUUGGUUUUGGUUUCUAAACUAGAGCAAACCAUUUUUUUAAAAGGACAAAAUAAUGUACACUGAAAAGCACUAAUGAAGCCUGAUUAUGUAACCUCUGUGGAGAUGCAGCAUGGACUUUCUCUUACCCCUUCCAGGCGCUUUGGGUUGACGCAAGCAGCUGCUCCAAUAUCAGCCCUUCUCCCUCCCCUGCCCCUUAUCAAAUCCUUCCAGAGAGGAAAGCAAAUCCUUUAAAAUAAAAUAAAAUAACAAAAGCAACCUCCCCUUUCCCACCCCAGCUCCUUCAGCAUCCCCUGCUUUUACCUCGAAACCCAUCCCUUCGCCCAUGGAUAAUGCCAGUAUUUGUUCUGUGUUAUAAGUGCCAAGAAAAAUUUUGUGACUCCCUCAUCCCUGUGACCUGAGAGUAUCAAGAAUUGCACAUUAACUACUGUAAAGAUUAAAAAAAAAAGGAAUUCAGAAAUAUUAAUUAAAAAAAAGUUUGUAACAA